Tarenaya hassleriana is the source of this 1961-nucleotide messenger RNA. Its product is annotated as transcription factor TGA2.2. Gene Ontology annotation, molecular function: sequence-specific DNA binding; DNA-binding transcription factor activity. NCBI's taxonomy places the organism in Eukaryota, Viridiplantae, Streptophyta, Magnoliopsida, Brassicales, Cleomaceae. Gene Ontology annotation, biological process: regulation of DNA-templated transcription; DNA-templated transcription. The transcript is spliced from 12 exons. The coding region runs from base 362 to 1762 and encodes 466 amino acids. The record is from RefSeq and is a predicted model, not a curated record.
UCUCUUCAACCUCCCUUCGCUACAACCGACCUCUCUCUAUCUCUCUCUCCCUCUCUCUCUCUCUCUCUCUCUCUCUCUCAGGGAGAUAUGGACACAUACAGAUGAAGUAUCAUUAAAUGCUCUGUUACAUAAUCUCUCUCUCCAAGAACAUGGAGAAAAUAAUUUUCAGAAGAAGAUAUAUACUACUGAUUUAAGCCAUGAAGAGUUAAGAGAGAUGCUUCUGAGUUUUCGUCAGCAGAAGAAUCAAGAGAUCAUCAUCAUCAUCAUCACCAUCACAUCUGCUCCUUUCAUGUCUGUAAGAAGACCGAUAAAAGUCGAUUUUCAACUUCAUUAGCAUCAUCAUCAUCAUCAUCAUCAAACUAUGCAAGGUCAUCAUCCCCAUCAUCAUCAGUUGUCGGCGUCAACCUCAUCUUCACAUGGAAACUUCAUUUUUUGCAGGAACAAAGACGAUGGGUCGUAUGAACUCGGAGAUAUGGACCCGACUUCUCUUUUCCUCUAUCUUGAUGCUCAAGGACAUCAAGAUCCUUCUUCAACUGCUCCUGAUCACAGGCAUCAUAACUUGGCCAUGAGACCUCCCACAUCGACGUUGAACAUCUUCCCGUCUCAGCCUAUGCACGUAGAGCCACCGGCGUCGUCAUCGGCCAAGAGUGAAUCGAGAUUGGUUUUGGCUGAACCAAGAUGCUCGAACCGUCCAUCGGAACCGACCAUGCAAUUGACCAACCCGGCAAAUGCACCUCCUUUCCAACCUGAACCAUCCAAAUCCAUCAAGAAGGAAGUUAAUCUCAAGGGUCAUGCACCAUCACACCAAGAAAGACCCAAAACACCGGACACUAAGACACUGAGAAGACUGGCACAGAAUAGAGAAGCAGCAAGAAAAAGCAGACUAAGGAAAAAGGCUUAUGUUCAGCAACUCGAGUCAUGUAGGAUUAAACUGACCCAAUUAGAACAGGAAAUACAAAGAGCCAGAGCUCAAGGUGUAUUCUUUGGAGGAACUCUUACGGGAGGAGACCAACAAGGCCUCCACAUUGGCCCUGGCAAUAUCAGCUCCGCGGAGGCGGCGGUGUUCGAUAUGGAGUACGGGCGGUGGCUGGAGGAGCAACAAAGGCUGUUGUCGGAGCUCCGGGCGGCGGUGGAAGAGCAGUUGCCGGAGAACGAACUGAGAAUGUUCGUGGACAAUGUUUUGGGUCACUACGACCAAAUCGUAAACCUAAAGGCGAUGGUGGCUAAGUCCGACGUCUUCCACCUCGUCUCCGGCGCCUGGAAAUCUCCCGCCGAGCGUUGCUUCAUGUGGUUGGGCGGUUUCCGACCAUCCGAGAUCAUUAAGGUGGUAGUGAACAGAAUAGAGCCGUUGACGGAGCAACAGAUAGUGGGGAUAUGCGGACUGCAGCAGUCGACACAUGAGGCCGAGGAGGCUUUGUCUCAAGGCCUCGAGGCAUUGAAUCAGUCACUGUCCGACACCAUUGCCUCCGACUCUCUCUCGGCCUCCGCAGUCGCGGCCGAGGCUACGGCCACGGCCGCGGCGUUUCCUCCUCCUCCUCCUACCCCGAGCUACAUUUCCCAAAUGUCUCUCGCCCUCAACAAGCUCUCCGCCCUCGAGAACUUCGUUCUCCAGGCCGAUCACCUUAGGCACCAGACCGUACACCGGCUGCACCAGCUGUUGACGACCCACCAGGCGGCACGGAGCCUUCUAGCCAUUGCUGAUUACUUCCACCGCCUCCAAGCCCUCAGCUCCCUCUGGAUGGCCCGUCCUCGCCAAGACUGAUCGAUCCCGAAACUCGCAACCAAGAAAAUUAGUUUAAAAGAAAAAAAAACAUUUUGCUAGAUAGUAGUGUCUUUGAUUAUCUCUUAAUAUAUAUAUAUAUAUAUAUACACAUCUCUCCCUCGUGAAAAUGCUAUGUGUAUGGCAAAUGUCUUUGCCUUCUUCCGGUUAAUUUAGUUCUUUUCUGCUUAGAUGCAAAACA